Messenger RNA from Selaginella moellendorffii, 2433 nucleotides. Its product is annotated as pentatricopeptide repeat-containing protein At4g02750. The record is from RefSeq and is a predicted model, not a curated record. The coding region runs from base 1 to 1716 and encodes 571 amino acids. NCBI's taxonomy places the organism in Eukaryota, Viridiplantae, Streptophyta, Lycopodiopsida, Selaginellales, Selaginellaceae. The transcript is spliced from 2 exons. Gene Ontology annotation, molecular function: protein binding.
AUGUGGCGCCCAUGUUUUAGGGUUCUUGAGAAUGUGGAUUUCUUCGCGAGGGCGGUGCGGCUGUGUGGCGAUGUUAGGGAUUUCCUCCAGGCGCAAUGGCUGCAUCGUCGGAUUCUCCAGAGCGGCCAGAUCAAGAACAGGUAUCUCGCGAAUCUGGUGGUGGAGAUGUAUGGCAAACUUGGCAUGGUGGAAGAAGCGCGCGGCGUCUUCGACGCAAUCGUGCAGCCGAAUCUCUUCUCCUGGACGAUCAUCUUGAAUGCCUACGCCCAGAACGGAUUCGUGGAGGCAGCGCGAGAGAUUUUCCGGGAGAUGCCGCAGAGGGAUGUGGUGGCGUGGAACGCGAUCGUCCAGGCGCAUGUUCUUGACGGGAAUCUGGGCGAUGCGCGGCGGCUGUUUGAUCUGAUGGAGAGGAGGGAUGCCGUGUCCUGGACGAUCAUGCUUGCGGCAUACUCGGAGCUGCGUGACGCUAGUAAAUCCGAAGAGAUCUUCGAGAGGAUGCCGGAGUGGACGAGAUCAUCCACGAAUGCGAUGCUUGCAGCAUAUGCCCAGACUGGGCAUUCCAGAGAAGCGAGGAGCUUCUUUAUAGCUAUGCCUGAGAAGGACGCUAUCUCCUGGGACACGCUCCUCUCGGCGUAUGCUUACGAUCGAUACUGGAGGGCGGUGCUCGCGACUUUCGAUCGCAUGCCACAGCACUGCGAGUUUUCGUGCUCGCUAUUGAUCGGGGCCUUCGCGCAGACGAAACGAAUCGAGGAGGCGCGAGGCCUCUUUGAUCGCAUUCCUGCGAAGAGCGUGGUGAUCGAGAGCGCGAUGCUGGACGUCUAUGCCCAGAGUGGGAACCUGGAGGAAGCGAAGAUCUUCUUCGAUGGAAUGACGCAGAGGAAUGUGGUGUCCUGGAACACCGUCUCUGGAGCGUAUGCCCAGUUCGGGUAUAUGGAUCUGGCAAAGGUGGUGUUUGAGAAAAUCCCAGCUUGGAGCAUCGUUUCCUGGAACGUUUUUCUGCAAGGAUUCUCCUCGGCUGGAAAACUCGACGAGGCCAUGGAAGUUUUCGAGACCAUGCCGCAACGCAACGCUCUUUCGUGGGUUGGCGCGAUCAUGGCCUAUGCGCAGCUCGGGCAUAUCAAGAGGGCGAUGCAAGCUUUCGAGGCAAUGCCGCUCCAAAACAUGGUUUCGUGGAUGAUCAUGGUGGUGGCCUACGCCGAGAAGGGACACAUAUCCGAGGCGAGGAGAUUGUUCCAGACGGUUCCUCGGCAGGAGAGCCUCUCCUGGAGCUUCGUGGUGGUGGCUUACUCGUUCAUCGGAGCUGGAAGGGAGGCUCUCGAGGAGUUUUACAGGGUCGAUCUGGAAGGGAUCAAGCUUGACAGCGUGAUGUUCUGCCGGAUCCUCCACGCUUGCUCCCACACGGGGCUCGUGGACGAGGCACUCUACUUCUUUAGUGUCAUGGUGGAGCGUGGAGUGGCAGUGGAACAGGAGCACUACAACUGCAUUGUGGAUAUCUUGGGACGAGCAGGAAGGCUGGAGGAGGCUGAGGAGGUGCUAAACAGCUUGCCUUCCCUGGCUCCACACCUAGCGGGAUGGCAGAGCUUGCUGAGCUCUUGUAAGAUCCAAGCCGAUGCCAGGCGUGGAGCUAGAGCUGCGCUGCGUGUGAUCCAGUCCAGUCCCGGCUGCUCGUCUGGAUACUCGCUUCUCGCAAACGUUCUCAAGUUUUCUUCCAGUUAAGGCGCGGUUCCUUCUUCCUUCUUGGAUGCGCGUGAGGCCGCCGACUUCAGGCCGCCAGUUUUGAAGAGAUUUGGACGACAAAGGCAACGAUUGGGACGUUUUGAUGGUGAUGACCACUUCAUCGACGUCUGGGUACUUUUAUCACAGCUGCACAGGGUCGGCCGAUGUCCAAAGUGACUCAUGACUUUCGAGAAGAACACCAAAGAGCACACGAGGACUGACCUUUUCUUUCCAGAUCUUUGUAGGGUCCUAGUGAUGCAAGAAGAAGAUGGACGCAAUCCAUCCCACAGACAACCAGAGCAGCAGGCAAUCUCUUUCGGGAAACUUUACGGGUAAGAAUAGAGUAGAGGAAACCAAAGAUUCGCUUGAUUCUUUUAAGACACUCGUCCAGUCAGGAGGCACGACCAUUCCAAACUUUGAAACGACGCAAAACUGGUGAUGCGCGGGCUGACGAAACAACCGAGUAGGAUAUCCAGUCGCCUCGCAGAACAAGAAAAAAGACAAUUUUUCGGUACGGCGCCAUAUGUACGACGCGUUUUUCUUCUUUUUGUGAACCACACAAACACUGUAAACUCCUGCGGCCGCACACCAUAGCUGGUCACAAGCUUGUUUCUCGUUUCGUAGCGCUUGCUCGUUUUCUAUUCUUUUUCGUUGCGAUCGAUCUUUCCUUUGUCCUGGUGACACACAACACAAGCAGAUAAAAGUUCUUCGAGAUCA